Vicugna pacos (alpaca) is the source of this 3001-nucleotide messenger RNA. The record is from RefSeq and is a predicted model, not a curated record. NCBI's taxonomy places the organism in Eukaryota, Metazoa, Chordata, Mammalia, Artiodactyla, Camelidae.
UACGUGAACUUUUAGCAUCAGAAGAAAAUGAGUAUUUGACUGAAAUGCAAAUGAAAGGAGAAACAAUUGAGGAGAAAAAGGAUAGAAUGAGAGAUAAAAUCAGAUUAUUAAGAGAGAAGAAAGAAAAAGAGAGACAGGAUUUUGUGGCUGAAAAGUUAGACCAGCAAUUCAGGGAACACUGCGAGGAGCUCCGUGUUGAGUUGUUUUGUAUCAAUCAGAAGACGGUGUGCGAGGAGCGGAAAGCACAGAUAGCAUUUAAUGAGGAGCUGAAAAGGCAAAAGUUGGUGGAAGAGCAGAUGUUCUCAAAGCUCUGGGAGGAAGACCGACUGGCCAAAGAGAAGCGAGAAGCCGAAGAGGCCAGAAGACAGAAAGAGCUGGUGGAGAACACACGCCUGGGGCUGAGUGCCCAGAUCACCAGCAUUCAGGCACAAAGGCAGGCAGCACAGCGGCUGAAGGAGGAGGAGGCGCGCCUUGUGGAAAAUGACAAAGCACAGGUGAAACUUGAGAAUGAACAGGAUAAGCUGAAGAAACAGAAGACAAAACAGGAAAUUAGGGCUGCUUUACAAAAAGCAAUCCAAGAGAAGAUGGAACAUACUCAGCAGGAAUACAGAGAAGAGCAGGAUUUGAACAUGAAGCUCACACAAAUCUCCCUCCAAAACUUACAGGAAGAGGCUGAUAAAAAGAAGCAAAAAAGAGAAGAUAUGAUAAGAGAACAGAAGAUAUAUCAUCAGUAUUUGGCACAGCGGCAUGAGGAAGAAAAAGCUCAGGAGAUAGAACUGGACAGAAAAUUAGAGGAAGAGAAGGAAAGGAAGUUUGCUGAGAAGGACAAGAUGCUGAGACUUGAAAAGGAAGCAAGAAAACAACUUGUGAAUGAGGUCAUGUGUACAAGAAAACUUCAAGUUCAAGAAAAGUUGCAACGAAAAGCAAAAGAACAGGAGGAACGUGCUCUGGAACAGGAAUGCAUAAAUAAAGGUCUUAAAGAGCUAAAUCGUGAAGAGAGGGAGAAUUUUGCAAGACGCUGCAGUUUAGCCCAGGAGUACAGGAAGCAACUUCAGAUGCAAAUGUGCUACCAGCAGCAGAGCCGGGAAGCAGAGAAGGAGGAGGAACGCCGAGAGUUUGAAGCAGGGAUAGCAGCAGACAAGGAUUUCCAGGACAAGAUGGAGAAGAUCCUGUCCACUCGACAGGUGCUGCCCCGGAACAUUCAUCCCAUGCGGAGGGCAUGUCCUAGUAAGCUUCCGCCAUAGUUUCAUAAACAACAUAUUUUUUUCUCAGUCUUUUAUUAUUUUAAACUACAGUAUGCUUGUGUGUUCCUUUAACUCAUGGAUAAACUGUUCGUUUAUUCUCUGAGUUUGCGUAAUUUUAUGCUGUGAAAUUUUCUUCUUUCAAAUUAAACUUCGUUCCUUUUUAAAAUUUCAUAGACUGACAAAUCUGAAUGAUCUACUUCAUAUCACACAGUUAUUUUCCUGACUUACCUCCAUGCCUCCCUUUCUUGUUCAUUUAUUAAUAACUUCACUUUUUCCCAUCCAUCUGCCCAUAUGGCCAUUUCCUCUUGCCUCCUUUUUCUUCUGUCUCAUAUACAUAAUUCACAAUAUUAGCAGGGCAUUUUUGCAGGCAGAGCCGGGACUAUCAGCCACUUUCAUUAACCCACUUAUUCAGUCAUUAAAUAUUUACUGAGUGCCUCUUAUGUGCCCUGGAUCCUGGCACUUCUCUGGAUCCUUAGACUUCAGCAAGAAUAAAGCAAACCUCUUGCUCUCAUGGAGAUUACAGCCCAGUGGAGGAAACCAGGCCAUAAAUGUUAAGUGCUACAGGCAGGAAAUGACAGGGGUGCUAUUUUAUUUUAUAUGUAAUGGCCAGAAAAGAUCUCUUUGAGCAGCUGGUAUUUGAAUGAACCGGUCAUGUGGUUAUCUGGGGGGGAGGGGGAACAUCCCAGACAGAGGAAAGAGCCAGUGCAAGGGCCCUGGGGCAGAAGUCUGCUUAGUGCAUAUGAAGCAUAGCAUUUGUGCUGGAGUAGAGUGAGUGAGGAGAGAGUUUUAGAUGUUGAAUCAGAAAGGUAGUGAGGGCCAGAUGAUGUAGGCCUUGGAACCAUAGUAAAGACUGGCUUUUACUUGGCUUUAGGAAGCUGUUAUAAGGUUUUGAGCAGAGGAGCAAUGCAAUAAGAUAUAAGAGGGUUGCUGACUGCCAUGUUGAGAAUAGACUCCAGGGAGACAGAAACAGGGAUUCAAUUGAGGAGCUAUCACAGUAAGCCAGGUGAGAGGUGAUGGUGGUAGCCAGCCUCCAGGAUGACCCCUGAUGAGUCUCUCCUGUAUUUAUGCCCUUGCGUAGCCCCUUCCACCCUGAAUCUCAGGCAGUCUGUAAAAUAUGUGCAUUUACUGUUUUUUUUUAUUAAAGUAGAAAAAAUCAACAUGCUCCUAUUUCUAACAUUCAGCAUUAUAAUUAUUUUCACUUCUUUGAGUCCUCCCCCGCCAGGCUUUAUUUAUCUGGAUGCUCAUUUUUACAUUGUAAACACACUGCCAUGUUGCUUCAUCUGUCUGAUUUACAAAUGGCCGCAUAGUAGUCUACUGAGUUCUUGUACUAUAAUUAUUAAAUAUUGGACUUUGUUUCAAAUUUGUCACCAUGACAAACUAUACUUUAACAACAUUCAUUUGAGUUAUUUCCUUAGAAUCAACCAAUUCCCUGGAGUGGGAUUUCUGGGUCAAAGGGGAAUAUACUUUUCCCUUUUAUAUGUACUUUUGCUUUCAAGCAUCACAUUUGCAGAAGCAGUUUUUAGAGUUGUAGGCUUUUUAAAGAAGUGUUUUCAGGGCCAAUUGGUAUUCUCCUGGAAGAUUUAAAGUGUCUUUAGGCAAACUGUCUGCUAGAAUCUCCAAGAGGUUUUUUUCUUUAACCUUCCUACCCAUUCAUCCACUCUCACCUCAGCUCUGGGAAUCUUAACUGCUCCUCUGGAUCCUUUCAAACCUCCUUGUGGCCAAAGUUAAUCUUUAAUCCAGAAGUGGGAGUCAUGCCC